This is a messenger RNA of Gadus chalcogrammus (walleye pollock), 1753 nucleotides long. RefSeq names its product cilia and flagella associated protein 53 (gene cfap53). Bases 75 to 1640 code for a protein of 521 amino acids. The record is from RefSeq and is a predicted model, not a curated record. Lineage: Eukaryota; Metazoa; Chordata; Actinopteri; Gadiformes; Gadidae. The transcript is spliced from 8 exons.
AUGAGAUCAAGGAGGCUGCGAGUUAUCUGGGGCCGCAGCAUACAACGCACAAAACAAACACGUUUUGUUUGACAAUGAUUGUAAAUCAGGGAUAUAAGCCUCAAUGUCGGGAAUUCAAUGGACCCACGCCUCAUUCCACUGCUUUGAGGGCCCGGCCCACCCUGACGAGGCCCGCGGACCACCUGAUCCUGGAGAGGAGGAAGAAGGAGGAGGCCAGGCACAAGGUGCUGGAGUUCACCAAGUACCAGGAGACAUGGGACAUGAGAACCACCUGGCAGAAGAACACCGACCGCCGCAUCAUCUCCGGGACCAUCGAAAGACACGUCCAGGACGCCAUGACCCAGUAUCAGACCAGCAUAGAAGAGAGGAGAGAACGGUUGCGUAGUCUGUUCGAGGAGGAGGAGAAGGAGCAGCUGGAGGAGAUGGAGAAUAAGACGGAGACAGUGUCGGAGAGACAGGUGAGGAUGAAGGAAAGGGCCAGGACUCUGAGGGAGAGGAGAGAGAGCGAGAGACAGCAGCUGGUCGCCGACAAGCUGGACCAACAGUUCAGGGAGCAGAACGCGGAGCUCCGGGCGGACCAGAGCCGCCGCGGGCAGGACCAGGUGUGCGCCGAGCGUGGCCAGCAGCUGCUCCUCCGGCAGGAGGCGCAGCGGCGGCGGCGGGAGGAGGAGGAGGAGGUCUUUCAGGAGCUGUGGGAGGCGGACUGCCGGGCCAAGGAGGCCAGGGAGAAGGAGGAGGCGCUGCGGCGCAGGAGGAGCCACCAGGAGCAGGCGGAGGUGCUCGACUGGCAGACGAAGGAGGUGGACAGGAGGAGGGAGGAGCAGAGGCUGCUGAAGGAGGAGGAGGCCCGGCUGCUGCGGGAGCAGAGGGAGGUGCAGGCUCUGACGGAGCAGAGGGAGCAGCUCCAGAAGCUGCAGGCCCAGGAGGCCCAGCGCAGGCAGCUGGACCGCGACCUGCGGCUGAAGAUGAAGCGCCUGGGCCUGCAGCGGCAGGACGAGCUGGCCCUGGACAUCAGCAUCCUGCAGCAGCUCCUGGAGCCGGGACACGACCAGGGGGCCGCCUCGCGCAGGAAGAGCGAGAUUCGCCUGGAGCAGGAGAGAUACCGCCAGCACCUGGCUGACGAGCAGGAGCGGCAGCGGGGCGAGGAGGCGGAGUAUGAUCGGCUGAUGGAGGCGGAGCUUCGGGAGGCGUGGCGGCGGCGGGCAGAGAAGAACCGCGUGGAGCGGGAGGGGCGUGACCGCCUAAUGCGUGAAGUGAUGGCCACGCGGCAGCUGCAGAUCCAGCAUAAAUUGGAUGUGAACACAGAUCUGCAGCAGCAGAUGGAGGAGGAGCGGGAGGAACUGAACCGAAACAUGCAGGAGAAUAAGAUCGUGGACGAAGAGCAGAAGAUAAGCCAGCGGCGGGCGUGUCUGCAGUACCAGGCAGACCUGCUGGCCCAGAUCAGGCAGCGGGAGCAGCAGGCUCUGGAGCUAAAGACCCAGGAGAGCAUGGAGCACCAGCGGGGCCUGGAGGCCGAGGAGCAGCACAGCAAGAGGGUCCAGGAGGCGAUGUCCUCCAGACCCCGCUCCGACGCCGCGUCCAGGAGGGGGCAGCACCCCUUCAGACGUUCCCCCUCCAUCACCACCGCCGCAAACCCAUAGAGUUGUACUAGCUGGUUUCGCUAGUGACCAGCUAUGGAGAUUGAGUUAACCGUUGAGAUCGUAUAACACUGUCACACUCUGUAAAACGCCACAUGAGCAUGAAUAAAGUGUGA